AUGUAUUUGAAGCAAGGAGAGGAUGUGAUAGCUACAUGGUGGGUUUGGAUGGAAGGCAUUAUACCUAUAGGUUAUGGUAUUCUUCAAGUUAAUGAUGAAAAAGGUGUUGAGGAUGUUGAACCUGACCUGGCAAAAACACUUGACGAGGUUGGAUAUGUAAUGGAUGUUAUUCUUCAAGACGUAAAUGAAGUUGAGGAUAUUCCAUAUGUUGAUGGUGUAAUGGGAAAUAAGGGUGAUGGUUUUAUAAAAGAUGGUGUGAUAGAGGAAAAUGAGGGUGAUGGUAAGGGUGAUGGAGCUGGUGAGGGUGAUGGUGAGGAUGAUGGAGCAAAUAUGGAGGUAAAAGACGUUGAUGAUGGAGGGCAUGUACAACUCAGAAGGACAAGAAAUCCCUAA
This is a messenger RNA of Lactuca virosa, 393 nucleotides long. Lineage: Eukaryota; Viridiplantae; Streptophyta; Magnoliopsida; Asterales; Asteraceae. The record is from the annotation of a GenBank genome assembly.